Messenger RNA from Puntigrus tetrazona (Sumatra barb), 1990 nucleotides. It is a transcript of the gene ftr86, whose product is annotated as finTRIM family, member 86. Lineage: Eukaryota; Metazoa; Chordata; Actinopteri; Cypriniformes; Cyprinidae. The record is from RefSeq and is a predicted model, not a curated record. Gene Ontology annotation, molecular function: zinc ion binding; protein binding. The coding region runs from base 156 to 1901 and encodes 581 amino acids. The transcript has 10 exons.
CCAAUCAUUUUCUUCAAAUCAAAAGUCAGGAGUCUUAAAUCGCCAUUCGAUUCGAUCGACUCGUCAAAAGGAACCGGAUUUAAAGAUUCGAUUCAGGAGUCGGUGUUUGGUUUACAGGCAGACAGCUCGACCCAAACCCUGCUCUCUUCCUCAUCAUGGCAACCGCAGACUGGGCUCCGGACGCGUUCUCUUGCCCCAUCUGUCUGGACGUCCUGAAGGACCCGGCCACCCUUCCCUGCGGUCACAGUUACUGCCUGCUCUGUAUCCAGAAGCACUGGGAUCAGGCGGCGAACAAGGGCUCCUACGAAUGUCCUCAGUGCAGACAGCGUUUCAAACCGAGGCCGGUCCUGGCCAGAAGCAACGUGCUGAUGGAAGCUCUGGAGAAGCUGAGGCUGGGCAGGCCGGACGGCACGGACGCCCCUGUCUCGGGUCCCGCGGGGCCUCAGACCGGGCUCUAUCCCUCUCUGCCCUCCGGCUCUCCGGAGCUCUGCCCUCUUCAUCAGCAGGUGCUGGAGCUGUACUGCUGCGAGGACAAACAGUGCGUCUGUGACGAGUGCAGCCUUCUGGGACACAAGGGCCAUCGGGUGGUGCGUCCAGACCAGGAACGGCAGGAGAUUCAGCAAGAGCUGAAGAAAGUGAGCGAUCGGAUACAGGGGAGCAUCGCAGAGCGAGAGAAGCUCCUGGAGAGCCUCCCUCAGGUCUCUCAAGCGCACGAGAGCUCGGCGCAGCAGCUGCUGGCGGACAGUCAGGCGGCGUUCGAGGACGUGUUGAAGAGCGUCGAGCUCAGUCACUCUCAGGUGCUCCAGCUUCUUCAGACGCACCAGACAUCGGCCAGCAGCCGCCUCCAGGCCCAGACCUACAGCCUCCGGCAGGAGAUGCUCGGCCUGCAGCAGAGACGAGAGGAGCUGAGGAGACUGGACGGCAUCCAGGACCCCGUCGCCUUCCUGAACACAUUCAUGGCCUUAGAUCCUGUGGAGGAGGCUGGACAUGCAGCGCUGGAGAUCUGGAGUCCUGAGUCGGUGAUAUCUAGGGUCAGACUGUGUCUGGACGCUUACAGACAGACCGCGCUCAAUCUUACCAAAACCAACCUGGCCAGCAUCUUUAGAGUGGUCAACGACGGCGCUGCUCAAGUACAUUCCCCCGGUCCGGUCUCCAGUAACCCACAGCCGUCCUCACAAAACAGCACAGAAGUGAAGUUGGACUCGGUGAAAACAGAGGAUGAACCCGAAGCCCGAGCUUCCUCCGCUGCAACACAAGAGCAUCACAAGACACAAGCGUGUUCCUCCGCCAGUCCACUGGAGGCGUCAGCGUCCUGUUGUGUGUCUAAUCCAGCUCCGAAAACAAGAGAGGAAAUGCUGAAAUUCCGCAUCGAGCCCACACUGGACCACUGCAGUGCUUUCCGCCACAUUCGUCUGUCUGAAGGAUAUCGCAAGGCGACGCUCUGCGCGGAGAACCAGAAUUAUCCGGAUCAUCCGGAGCGCUUCAUGUUCUGGAGGCAGGUGAUGUGUGUGGAGCAGCUGGCCGGCAGCCCGUAUUACUGGGAGGUGGAGUGGACGGGACAGAGGGUGACGAUUGGUGUGGCGUAUAAAGACAUGAAUCGCUCCGCGUCGGACGACAGUGCCAGACUGGGUCACAACACGCAGUCCUGGAGCCUCUACUGGUCCGGCAAGGCCUUCUCCAUGUGGCAUGAUGGGAAGGAAACGGCGCUGGUCGCUCCCAAAGCCAAGCGCAUCGGCGUCUAUCUGGACCAGCAGACCGGCGUGCUGGCAUUUUACAGAGUCUCGCAUAACCAGGCCCAAGAAAUAUGCUGCGUUCACACUCACUUCGACAGACCUCUCUUGCCCAGUUUCCGCUUCUGGUCUGGAGUCGGCUCCUCCGUCGCCGUCUGUGAGCUCAGCUAGAGAGAAGACAGAAAUGUCGGCCAUUAAACGCACAGCCUUACUGCAAUCUUUAUCUGUUCACAAUAAAACACCAACACUAACGCAUCUCA